AUGACUAAAGCUAUAAUGGAGGCACGGGAAUGGCAACAAGCCCAACUCAUAAUCAAACAAUCGCAACCUCAGAUCAAGCCAACCACUACAUCAGCGACUAAUCCAAACACCAUUACCUGUUUUACAGACGGCUCGUGGUGUAAGGAGACAAAGGCCGGAGGAGCCGGUUGGAUCUUCGUAGAUCCCGAAGGAAAGGAACUGAGCUGCGGACAGACAGCGGAACGAUCCGUCACAUCCCCGAUUAUGGCGGAAGCCCUCGCGAUCCGUUCAGCGCUCAACCAAGCGCUCGACAAUGGCAUCACCAAUCUUAUGAUCAACUCAGACGCUCAGGAAUUACUCCGAGCCAUCAACUCGCAUGAGACUAUCAAGGAGAUCUACGGUCUUCUAUUCGAUAUCCACACUCUUGCAUCAAUGUUCCUCUCAAUUUCUUUUCAGUUUGUUCCUAGAUCUAAAAACUCCCAGGCUGAUUCCAUUGCGAAGUUUGCCAAAGAGACUUUAGUCGCUUCAAUGCCCAAGCGGGCCCCACCUUGUAGUCAUUGA
Messenger RNA from Microthlaspi erraticum, 540 nucleotides. The record is from the annotation of a GenBank genome assembly. Lineage: Eukaryota; Viridiplantae; Streptophyta; Magnoliopsida; Brassicales; Brassicaceae.